Agrilus planipennis (emerald ash borer) is the source of this 1847-nucleotide messenger RNA. RefSeq lists its product as uncharacterized. The coding region runs from base 1 to 1113 and encodes 370 amino acids. The record is from RefSeq and is a predicted model, not a curated record. NCBI's taxonomy places the organism in Eukaryota, Metazoa, Arthropoda, Insecta, Coleoptera, Buprestidae. The transcript is spliced from 4 exons.
AUGGUAUCAAUCAUAUUCUUAAUUGAUAAGGUUAAGUACAAUAUUUAUGUUUUGUUUGAUAUAUUAACUAAUGAAAUGAAGUUAUACGAAGAAACACAAAUAAAAAUAAAAGACUCUCAAAAUGAUAAACUUACAUUAGAAGUUUUCGACAGUAAUAAUUUUAGUGAAUCAGGCUACUUUAAAAGUGUCAUUCAUCCAAUGCUAGCACCUGGGCAUGAAGUUGAACUUAUAAACUGGUUAAAAUUAGUAGGUAUUAUUCCUCAAAGGCAGACAUGCCAAGGAGCAGGUACAAGUGAUAAAUGUAGAAGACCAAUGUCUUGGGAACCAACAAAAGGUUUAGAUAAUUUUACUUGGAAAUGUGCAGGUUGUCACAAGCGCAAGGGAAUAAGGGAAAAUUCAGUUUUUCAUGAUAUCAAAUGUACAUUUAAAGAUGCUAUACGAUCUGUUUUGGGAUGGUCGAAAGGAACUGAUAGUGACACUAUCAGUAAAAUAUUGAAUGUUAGAAAACAUGUUGUAAUAUCAACAUUUAAUUUGUGUUCACGAAUAGCAAAUAGUUUUAUUGAAAAGCACAAGGCUGAGUGGCAACUUGGUGGCCCUGGAGUAAUUGUACUUGUAUUGGUUUAUCCUGAAGGUUGUGCAGAAUUUACAAAAACUACAUCAUCUAGUAGUUCUCACACACCAAUUCUUUGUCUGGCUGAAGUAAAGGACGUACCUCCUCGAUAUUGGUUUCAUUCUCUAAACCGCUAUUACACCACUGAUCAAGAAGAAUUAGCAAAUAAAACGGCUAUGGAGACGAUUAGAAAAAUUGUUCGUCCUGGUUCCAUACUUGUUUGCAAUUAUUUUUCUUCGGUAUGUUCUUUGCAAAGUUUACAACCUUUAAGGGAUUCUUAUCCAACGAUAGUAAGUACUUUAAUAUUAAGUCAGUUCGAUAACGAACGAGUGAUUUUGUCAAAAAAUUUGGAAACCAUUUGGGCAACAGCUUUACGUAUUUGCGAAGAAGCGCAAUUGUGUAAUUUGUCAGAAGUACCAGAUUUUUUGAUAAACCAAAUGUGGAGGCAAAGGUUCGGAAGUGAAUCAUUUGAAGUAUUGAUAAAUCAAUUUUUCGUCUUUUAGUAUUUUUUUUAUUAUCAUUUGUCGCAAUAACAUCUUAAGAAAUUGAUAGCGUAGAAAAAACUAGACCUUUCUGUUUAUUUUAACUUUAGAAAAAAACGCGUUAAAUCGUAAAAGAACUGGAGCAAGUGUGAUAUCUUUUUAUUAAAACUAAGUUGAUUUUAAUGCUUAUGGAAAAAAGGUGGACUCGCUCAAAAAAAGCAAUAAAUUUGUUUUGUUAAAAUGAUACCAAUUUUCUGUUAUUCUAAUGUUAAACUGUUAAAGUUAAUGUUGCAUACUUAUACAUAGAAAAAAUAAAAGGAGGCUCUAUGCCCGCUGUUGAUAAUGACCCAAAAUAAAAAGUAUGCAAAACACAUGUCUGCUUACAAUUUGCGGCGAUUAGAGGCGAGUUUUCUUUUAUUAAUUAUUAAAAUAAAACCUGAAUUGAAAAGCUUUUAAAGAUAUAAUUUUUGAAUAUUCACUAAUCAAACCAAACUUGCAUUUAAGUUUGUUGUUUAUUAAACGAAAAGCACAGGUAAUACAAGAAAACGUUAAAUUUUGAAAUUGUACAUUUGUUGAAAAAGUUUUCUAUAGCUUUAAAUUAAAAUAUUAAAUUAGUUUGUACAAAAUUUGCUCUUUCUUCUUCAAAUUAAACAUAAAUGUACCAUUUUGACGGACACUUGCAAGUCCUGAGAAAAUUACAAAGUAAGGUAUUAAUAAUAAUUCAUAAUUAUUUCUUUUUAUUAAUUUUUAUAGAA